AUGCCGUUUCACAAUAUCCAGCAAAAGGAGGAAGACGCUGAACGACAUCUGAAUCCCAAGGAGCCUUCCGAAAAGGAGCAUCACCGUCUUCCAAGUCAAAUCAAUCAAGAUGGACCCAUCGAGAAACAACGUUUCGAAAACGCUAUGCUUGAUGGCAACAAGAACCAGAAAGAGUCCUCGACUCUCGAGUCUUCCAUUCCAGCUGGACCAAAUGUCUCGUCCAGAAAAGCCCUGGACAUGGUCAAUCGGUACAACAACAAAUCUGGCCCACGUCGUCGUCUGCUCUCGAUACAUUCUCUCUGCGAUUCUUUGCCCAAAAGGUGGCCAAAGAUGAAUGUGAAGUUGUUCGAAGGAUCCAAGAAGCCGAUGAGCCAUCCAGCCAAGUCCUGCAAGCCCAUACAAGUGGCAAAUUCCUCCAAGAACACCGUAGUGCAAAAAACUGGAUUCAAAUGGACCAUUGGAACUUCAGGAAGCCCGAAAAAUCCAAAUAUGAAAUCCACUCAGUCGUUCUAUAACAUCCCACUGAAUGUAUCGCCAAAGGAACAUGCGGACGUCUUCAAUGGGUCCCAGACCACUUUGACCAAGAACACGGCCAUUCAACCGCCAAUUCGAUUCAAAGAGAGCAUUGGAACUUCAAGAUGCGAGAAAAACCCGAAAAAGGGAUCCCAUGACUUCUCCAAGGCAUCCAAGAAAAUCAAGAAGUUGCAAAAGUAUGUAGGAGAUCUUGGAGAGAAGCAAAUUCGCGAAAUCCGCAAAUUUCAGGAGGAUGAAUCAGACCUCUCCUGCGACGAAAAGAUGUUCCUUGGUAUGUACCCAGCCCCGAAGUCGGAUCCCCCUGGUUUGUGUGAGCUCCUGGAGUAA
Messenger RNA from Caenorhabditis briggsae, 861 nucleotides. The transcript is spliced from 3 exons. NCBI's taxonomy places the organism in Eukaryota, Metazoa, Nematoda, Chromadorea, Rhabditida, Rhabditidae. The record is from RefSeq and is a predicted model, not a curated record. Bases 1 to 861 code for a protein of 286 amino acids.